CUUUAUCAGGCAGGAGAUAAAAACGCAUUAGUGUUGCGCUUCUUUCAGUAAAACACUGGAAUGAUGUAAGCCCGUCCCCCUUUCAAGAGUAAACCCGAUUAUUUGCCCUGCGUAGAGAGAGAGAGAGAGAGAGAGAGAGAGAGAGAGAGAGAGAGAGAGGCGCGGAGCUCAACAUCAUCAGUCGCAAUAACGUCUUAAUCAUUCCUCACCGUGGACGACUGACACCAACCUCAGCAUCUGACACGCUUUUUUAUUAGACACGAGAAAAGAAACACGCGUUAAGAAAACGGCAGUUUAUUUUGUUUCUGGUGCUUGUGAUUUUUGGUGGAUUUUAAGGGUGAAGCGGUGAAGUCCACCCGGCGGCUCAACACCUUCCGUCACACCGCAGGACAAACUUCACCGGACACACUUCAGACGCACCAUGAAGUACAGCUACUGGAAUCUUUGAAUUGAGCGGAGGAAGUCGAGAGAAGAAAGCCGGGUUUGAAGAAAACGCAAGCAAAAACAGAGGGACAGAAGAAUAAAGUACAUUGGAGAAAGAGAGACGCGAAAAGACGGGGACAAUGGGGAGGAAAAAGAUUCAGAUCACACGGAUUAUGGACGAGCGCAACAGACAGGUGACGUUUACAAAGAGAAAGUUUGGGCUGAUGAAGAAAGCCUAUGAGCUGAGCGUGUUGUGUGACUGUGAGAUUGCCCUCAUCAUCUUCAACAGUACCAACAAGCUGUUCCAGUAUGCCAGCACAGAUAUGGACAAAGUGUUGCUCAAAUACACUGAGUACAACGAGCCACAUGAGAGCAGGACCAACUCCGACAUUGUGGAGACCCUGAGAAAGAAGGGUCUAAAUGGCUGCGACAGCCCAGACCCCGACGCAGACGACUCGGCGUUGAGCAAGAAGGAGAACAAAGGCGAUGAGAGCCUGGAGCUCGAUUCUGCUCUCGCUCUCACUCCGCGCACGGAGGAGAAAUACAAACAGAUUAAUGAAGAGUUUGAUCUAAUGAUCAAGACUCAGAAGAUCCCUGCUGUGCCCUCCUCCACCUACGAGAUGCCCAUCCCCGUGAAUAACCAGAUUUACCCAGGCAGUCAUAACCUGCUUCCACUGGCCCACCACAGCCUGCAGAGAAACAGCAUGUCACCCGGGGUCACACACAGACCACCUAGUGCAGGUGGUCUGAUGGGCACCGAUCUCUCCACUGGCGUGGGCACCAGUGCUGGAAAUGGCUAUGGAAACCACCGUAACUCUCCAGGACUUCUGGUGUCCUCCGGAGGCAUGAACAAGAGCAUGCAGGCCAAGUCCCCUCCACCGGUGAACCUGGGGAUGAACAGCCGUAAACCUGACCUACGGGUGCUCAUCCCACCCGGGGCCAAGAACAACAUGCCCUCUAUUAAUCAGAGAAUAAACAACUCUCAGUCUGCGCAGUCACUGGCUACCCCUGUGGUUUCGGUAGCGACACCCACUCUACCAGGGCAGGGAAUGGGCGGCUACCCAUCAGCCAUUUCCACUUCAUAUGGUACUGAGUAUUCUCUGAGCAGUGCGGAUCUGUCCUCUAUAUCUGGCUUUAACAGUGCCAACACGCUGCAUCUGGGCUCAAUGAGUGGAUGGCAGCAACAUCAGAUCCAGAACAUGCAGCACUCUGCUCUCAGUCAGCUGGGAAAUUGCUCUAGCUCUCACUUAUGUCAGGGUUCAAAUCUCUCCCUGCCCUCUACUCAAAGCCUGCACAUCAAGUCCGAACCUGUUUCUCCUCCUAGAGAUCGAUCCAGCAGCACCACGCCCGCCGGUUACGGCCCGCUACCGUCCCACCAGCAGCACCAGGGCUUGCCCCCACAGGGGCGACAGGACUCGGGCCGCUCCCCAGCUGACAGCCUCAGCAGCUGCGGCAGCUCGCAUGAAGGCAGCGAUCGCGACGACCACCGUCCCGACUUCCAUUCGCCAUUAGGAUUGGGCCGGCCCGGCCUGGAUGAGCAAGACAGUCCAUCCAUCAAGCGUGUCCGCCUCUCGGAGGGGUGGGCCACAUGAUAAGCCCCGCCUUGGACAGUCCCAUCCUCGAUCUUGACCUCCCAAUGCGAAGCGGUUCAUGCGCUUUCUGCCGUUUAUGACUAAUCACAAUCAUUGCUCUCCCUUAUUCUCUGAUUUGCUGUAGAGAGGGGAGGAAGUGCUCUCAAAAUCACCUGUAAUUUUUAUAUUAUUAUAAUUAUUUUAUCAGAGUGUGUCUGAUAUACAUAUUGUUGUGAUUGACGGGUUUUCCGGGAGGGAAGAGGGAAGGAGGACUGAUGCAACAGGGUUGGGGAGGGUUAAGUGGGUGGGGUUACUAUGCAUUACUUGUGCAGUGUAUGGAAUACAAUGUAAAGAAAUACCAUAUAUGCAUAUAUAUUUACACAUUGUGUAGGUGUAUAUGUAUGCAGAGUAACAAAUCAACAAAAAGUGUCAGGUACUCUUGGAUCUUCUUCUUUUUUUUUUAAGUACAUGCUCCAGUCACAAGAGGAGCCACAGAUGCAGCGUAUCGCAGAGGUGACAGCUUUACACUUGAGUUGUUGUAUCAGUACAAUAUGUACAGAUUCCCUUUUUUAGUGCCACUCUCUUCAGACGGCCCCUUCGCUAAAUGUAUGUUAUGGUUGACAAUGUCAUGUUGCAGGUUCAACGUACUGUACAUAAAGGAAAGGCUGGGACACGGGGGAACGGUCAAGGUUGCUGAUUUCACACAAACAUAACUGUUAUGCAAGAAUUUCUAAGGAUUGUACAGAUAUAUGUGCAGGUUCCUUGGUUAAGUUAUGGGGAGUGGGUAUUUCAGGAAGAAAAAAGAACUCUCCUGCUGAAGGAAAGAAAAUAGCAGGAUGGAGUGGCAUCGCAGAGAUGAAGGACUUUAAAUUAAGAGCCAUGUUACUUCAGUCUGAUGACUUUUUAAUCUAGGACUUGCAGUUGUUGUUCAGUAUUAAAAAACGAAAAAGAGAAAAAAAAAUUGUAUGAUACUCUUGCUUAUAUUUUCAUAUCAAAAAAGGAAUACAAUGCAAAGCAUUUUUUUUUUGUGGCUUUUUGUAGUUUAUAAGAGCCAGAAUGUGUUUUGAUAGCUUUGCUUAUAUGAGAAAUUAUAGUAAAAGGAUGAGAAACCUUGGGCUUUUCAACUGUAAGCCAUGAAAUCUGAGACAGUGAACCCUUGCUUUGCUCAAUGUUUUUUUCUUUCUCUCUCUUUCUAUCUCUUUGUAGAAGUUUUGUUUUUAAAUGUGUAUUUCUAAGUAUAUUGAAUAAUAAUAUUAAGAAUCUUUUUUUUUUAAUCUGUGAAAUUAACAUGCUUGUGUAUAGCUUUCUAAUAUAUGAAUAUAUAUUAUAAACAAUUAUGUUCAUAACUUUUUCCCCAUUGCAGGGAAUGCUUUUUAUUCCCCCCUUCUUUUUUCCUCCACCGGACUGAGUCUUUCAGGGACAAAUACAUUCAGAUUGAUGUUUUCAAAUUUAAGUUGCACUCAUAAAUAUGCUCCUUUUUUUUAUAUAAACGCAAGAUAUCCACUGAAUAUUCACAACCUUUUAAAGAUCCCAGUGUCACAUGACAUCGCACUGAAGAUUUUAUAAUAUAAGACAGCACAGUCAUAGAUACCUCAUGACUGCUUGUGUAAGUGUGUUGUCAUCAUUUAGUGGAUUGUGACUAGUUUUGUUCAUUUGAUAUACCCAUCUAUCAUUGUGCAUUCUGUGAUUUUUUUUUGUCAGGACAUAUCUUAGUCUGUUUUUGUUUUUUGUUUUUUUUUUACCAAAGACAAAAAAGUGGUGUUAUGUUUGCCGAUCCAUUAUUCUUUCUGGGUUUGAGACCAUUGUGUUUCUUCACAAGUUGUCCAUGCUAGUGGCUGGUAGCUCUGACUCACCUUCCCAGUGCCUCAGAUUACCUUUCAAUGAGUUGGUCUUGUUGAGAAUUGGGAACAUUCUCCUCUAACUAACUAACAAGUGUACAUUAUUGUGAAAGAUGGCAUUGUUUGUUAUAUAGUUUACAACUGUCCUUGUAUGACUCUCCGGUUAUUUUUCUUUCGUACUUUUUUUAGUUUGACCUUUUUUUUAUUUAUUUUUUUGGUUGACCUUUUCAUUUCUCUCUCUCGAGUGUUGUUUCCAUUAAGUAUAUAAAUGACAAAAUAAAAAUGAAAAAAUAAAAUAAAACAAAAUAAAAAUGCUGAAAAAUUCUGUAGUAACAAAUGUAGCUUGUAUAAACCUAUGGGUAAGGUUGAGAGAAAGUUUAUUUUUUUCUCUCUAACCAGGAGAAAGAGGCUUUCAGCGGCACAAGCUGGACUUUGUCGCCACUUGAAGACAAGAUGUAAUUAAAUUAAACCACAUCUCUGUAUCUCAAGGGACUUGAUUCAGUAUGAAGUAAAAAUUAAUGUAUGGAAUAAAAAUUGUUUCUCCUGCUGGGACUAAAAAAGGUAUUUGUAUUUUGCAGAGAAUUCAGUAAAGUUACUGGCUUUCUUAGUUA
This is a messenger RNA of Carassius auratus (goldfish), 4443 nucleotides long. Its product is annotated as myocyte-specific enhancer factor 2C-like. Bases 564 to 2015 code for a protein of 483 amino acids. NCBI's taxonomy places the organism in Eukaryota, Metazoa, Chordata, Actinopteri, Cypriniformes, Cyprinidae. Gene Ontology annotation, molecular function: histone deacetylase binding; protein dimerization activity; DNA-binding transcription factor activity, RNA polymerase II-specific. The record is from RefSeq and is a predicted model, not a curated record. Gene Ontology annotation, biological process: positive regulation of transcription by RNA polymerase II; heart development; cell differentiation. The transcript has 11 exons.